UUAUGCCUUGCCGAAAACCAAAAUAUUAUAAUGUUUUCUUAGUCUCGUAGUUUUUACUAAAGUUUUCCUCGUAUACGUAAGAAAUCAAUUUCAAACUUUACACAAUUAGCAGCCUUUCUGAAAACAUAAUUUGUGAUCUUUGAAACGAUACGAUUACCUACACUAUAGUUUUUACGAAUUUAUAAUAAUAAACUUUGAAUAAAAUGCCUCGAAAACCAUGCUACUGGACGCGAAAAUUGGAGCUAGAGCUAGUGAAUUUUGUACGAGAACGAGAGUACAUUUGGAAACCCACUGGGAAUACCAACCACCACAUUGAACAGAAGUAUAGGGCUUAUGCUGAAUUUGCGGCACAGCUAGGACGUGGCUUUACAGCUCGCUCAGUUCGGGACAGAUGGGUGAAUAUUCGAAAUACAUUCAAUCAUAAUUUAAGGAAAGUAGACAGGACUACAGAGGCAGCUAAGACACCAGAAGACAUUUAUGUACCUUGCUGGCCUCUAUGGAAGCCUUUACAAUUUUUAAGGGAAGUGUAUAAAAAAGAUACUGAUCCUAAUAGUAUCCCUGUGCAACCUGAACUGCACUAUGCCGACACAACAAUUAAGGACGAGACCAAUACAGAGGAAACAGAGUUGAAUAUACGACAAAGGGUCAGGCCAAAAGAGAAACCACCCAAACAACCAAAACUCUAUAAAAACAAAAACAAAUGUAAACAAGUUGUAGAUGAUCUUGUAAAAGCCAUGGCACCUUUAACUGGUCAAGAUAGUUAUGAACAUGAGCGUUAUUGGUUCUUUGGGAGGCAUAUAACAGAACAAUUGAAUGCAAUGAGGGAAAGAGAUGCACAAUGUGCUAGUCAGGAAAUAUUAAAUGUUUUAGAGAGCAUAAGUAAUGAAGACACUUAAUGUUACAAGAAAAAAUCAGAGAUAUUGAAUAAAAGAGGGAACAAAAACAAAUGCAUAUUUGUCUUAUAAAUAUUGACAAAUAUUACUGCUAGAAAAAAGAUCUAUCAACAAACAGAAAUCAAAGGUCAACUAGAAUAAAAUAAAUACUUGAAGCACAAGAGGUCAGACACUUCACAAAUUAACAUUUGACACAUUGUUCCAAAAACAAUUUGUGACAUACUGCAACAAGUUGUGACUCCCAAAAACAAAGCCAAAUGUAAUAAAUAUUUAU
Molecule: messenger RNA, 1167 nt
Organism: Aricia agestis (brown argus)
Lineage: Eukaryota; Metazoa; Arthropoda; Insecta; Lepidoptera; Lycaenidae
Exons: 4
Coding region: 204-896 (230 amino acids)
Source: RefSeq, a predicted model, not a curated record